Messenger RNA from Racocetra persica, 455 nucleotides. Lineage: Eukaryota; Fungi; Glomeromycota; Glomeromycetes; Diversisporales; Gigasporaceae. The record is from the annotation of a GenBank genome assembly.
UGAUUGCUUUGAAUUCGUAUGAUAUUUUGAAAAGGAUAAAUGAUGACAAGGAUAAAGAGACAAAAUAUUUUACACCAACUAUUGAGAAUGUAUUCGAAGAAGUGAAUAGUUACUGUAAACCGAUCAAAAAUGAGAUUAUCUUAUUUGGUGAACCAUAUUCCGGGUUAUCGGAAGGUGUCAAGAUAUGCACUGCCUUUUUCAAGAGUAUUGAUCUUGAGGUAUCUAGUAUAUUAACACUCCCAGACUCUUAUCAUUAUCGAAAGGGUUUAGGGCCAGAUCAUCUCUCAAUCAGAGACUUAUACCCUGAUCACUAUCGUAUCAGAGACGAAUCAAAAGAAGUCAAACAAUUUCAGAUCCUAGCAGCUUACAAUUCUAUUGGUAAACUUCUAUGUGGAGAAACCGAAGCAGAUGUUGGAAAUGAACCAAUAGUAAUCUAUGAAAGGAGUCCAGGAUGU